Molecule: messenger RNA, 2142 nt
Organism: Boleophthalmus pectinirostris (great blue-spotted mudskipper)
Lineage: Eukaryota; Metazoa; Chordata; Actinopteri; Gobiiformes; Gobiidae
Gene: tssc4
Product: tumor suppressing subtransferable candidate 4
Exons: 2
Coding region: 123-1007 (294 amino acids)
Source: RefSeq, a predicted model, not a curated record
GACGCAUAUACUGUUGUGCAGCUCCUUCCCGUGGUCAGUAGAAGAAUCUGUAGCUGGUGACACAACCUGCACAGGUCGUUGUGCCAGCGAAAAGACUUUUGGUAACACAACCUUUUGAGAAAAUGUGUGACGACAAGCAUGGCAAGUCACCGAAGAGUGAUGAUGAGAACGAGCUGUCGGCCAGUGAUGAGUCUGAACCAGAGGAGGCCCCCAGCAGUGCGCCCUUUGACCCUGAGCUGGAUGCAGAGGAUGAUGAUGAUGAGGUUGAAGACCACAACAAGGCGGUAGUGAAUGUCACUCAAGAUGGUGCUCUGAAAGCCAACCCUUUCAGCCUCAAAGGUGGGAGCUCAGGAUUCUCCAAUCGCAGUCACAGCAUCUUCGACUGCCUGGAUAGCAUGGCCAAGAUGACAUCCUCCACUCUGGGCCAAGAUAAUGUCAUAGAUGGUGUUUUUGCCCGACCUGUAGCCCCACCUCCCAGCCGCAAAACCAGCCACCCCCCUCCGACCAGCCCCACCCCAGCAAAGAAACGUGGGGUGCCCGAUUACAUGGUGAAUCCAGAUCGCUGGACUCGCUACAGUCUGGAAGAUACGGCUGAAACUAGCGACCAGGGCAACAGCCGGGUGGCGCAUCAAUAUCUGGCAAGUCUGCUGCAAAAGAAAGAUGAGCCAGUGAAUAGGGACUCCUGUAAUAUCCAUGAGAAAAUCAUCUUCUCCAAGCCUAAUCGGGUAGGGAAGGAGCAGCCCGCUAAUAAGACGGAGAAGCAGAGUAAGGAAAAGGGCAUGCAUUUGAGCCAUUUGGAUGAAGAGGAGGAAGAGGAGGAGAACAAGAAAGACGUGCAAACUAAACAAAAGAAAGAUGAGUUGGACAUUAAGAAAAAACUGAUUGAGGAGGGAGACGGCGAUGACGUAACACAAGAGGCAAUACAGGCGAAUACAGGUUUUGGUGCAUUUAAGAAAACGCAUCACAAAAUGUACAGGAAGAGCGCAGAGGAGAGUAGCAACAACUAGGCUCAUGUUAAGCAUUAUGAAACUUGAAUAUUGUACAAUGUUGAUGUGUAGAGUCACAAGGCAGCGUAUCAUUUAAAUUAAAGGUACAUUACGUAACUUGUGUGGUUAGGGUCCACAGUCCUGCAUGUCUCCAUUGUUUUGUAAGAAAUGCUGUGCACUAUGGCAUUAAACUUGCCUGUAAUUGAAUAAAUGCUGGAUAGUUGUUUCUGUUUUGCUAAACAUACCUUGAAAAACAUUAAUUCUUUCUGCCACCAGGGACACCUCACCACAGAUCUGACCUGUAACAUGUUUAACCUGGUAGUGUCAUCCGCUUGUCUCUAUGUAGAUUUUUGGUUUAAGUUUAAUGCCAUACUGUGGAACAUUCCAGCCUAAACAUUAACAUCUCCAUAAUGUAAGCAGCUGUACCCUCCACCAGAAAAAGUUACUUCUUAGUGCACCUUUAAAUUGUAUUAUUGCAUAUACAUUUGUCUUCCUUGUAAAUAUGGGCUCAUAUGUGGAAAGUAGAAAUACGUAUGCAUUGCUUAGUUAAGUGUUAGGUAUUGCAUCACUCCCUAAAACAUGUAAAUAGAAUGAAACUGAAUUGUUGGGGUUCUUAAAUCUUUUUGUAAUGCUAGUGCUCCCUGAGUUUUUUUCUUUUUUGUGUGUAUGUGCCUUCUACUUAAAUGAAUGGACUGACAGGCAAACUUAAGAGAUGUACUAAAGCAAUACCACUAUAGAGAUUUAUCUUGUAAGGUUUUUGAACUAUUUUGUGUCUAUCUUCUAUGUUGUCAUUGGCUCCAGGCUGAAAGGUAGCAUCAUAGGUAGCAACAAAAAUAACUUUGCCUGCCAGUCAUAAUAUACAUGAAAGCAACUAGGUAUGUAGGUAGGCAGCCGGCACUUGACUUUGUUAAAAGUUUAUGAUCUGGCAGAGAUCCAAUUGUAUUUUCAGCUUUUGAGAAAGGCAAACCAUUUAUACCCUGCUAUUUCCACACCUUCCAAAUCAUCCCUUGCAAUUGCUAGGCUAAUAGGCUCAUUACUCAGCUGAAACUGCAUGCACUGUUUAACUAUAAAUCUCGAUGUAAAAAUAUGUACAAGUUUUGUUGAUAUAGGGCCUUAUUUUUUAGAUCUUGUAUGUCUAGUAAAACAAUAUUGUCUA